Messenger RNA from Talpa occidentalis (Iberian mole), 2733 nucleotides. Its product is annotated as alpha-globin transcription factor CP2-like. Gene Ontology annotation, cellular component: nucleus. Gene Ontology annotation, biological process: positive regulation of transcription by RNA polymerase II. Gene Ontology annotation, molecular function: DNA-binding transcription activator activity, RNA polymerase II-specific; RNA polymerase II cis-regulatory region sequence-specific DNA binding. Bases 4 to 360 code for a protein of 118 amino acids. The transcript is spliced from 4 exons. The record is from RefSeq and is a predicted model, not a curated record. NCBI's taxonomy places the organism in Eukaryota, Metazoa, Chordata, Mammalia, Eulipotyphla, Talpidae.
AGGAUGGUGCGGCCACGACUGACCAUUUAUGUUUGUCAAGAGUCCUUGCAGUUGAGGGAGCAGCAGCAACAGCAGCAGCAACAGCAGCAGAAGCAUGAGGAUGGAGACUCAAAUGGUACUUUCUUCGUGUAUCAUGCCAUCUAUCUAGAAGAAUUGACUGCUAUUGAAUUGACAGAGAAAAUUGCACAGCUUUUCAGUAUCUCGCCUCACCAGAUCAGCCAGAUCUACAAGCAGGGGCCAACAGGAAUCCAUGUGCUCAUCAGUGAUGAGAUGAUACAAAACUUUCAGGAAGAAGCUUGUUUUAUUCUGGACACAAUGAAAGCAGAAACCAAUGAUAGCUAUCAUAUCAUACUGAAGUAGUUGUGGGGCCUUCAAUCCUCAGUGACUUCUGCUUCCUUCACCUCUUGGAAACUUCCCUCUCUUGGAAGGGGUGAAAAUGGAAAUAUGAAGGUCUGCAGGAACCUGACUCAUCUGACUGUGUGGGGAGUCCAGGCGGUGGAGGCAGAAUCCCAGCCAUUUGUGUUGAUGCACGCUCUUGUAGCACACAGAUUACUGCCCAACAUGCAUUUCUGCAGCUAUUUCUUGGUUGAAAUUUCUGGACCCUGUCAUUGUUGAAUAUUAUUAGAAACUACAUACCAUCUAGGCUGUAUGUAGGGCGUGAUAAUGAGAAUUGUGUGAUGUUUAAUGGAAAGAUGUUAAAUUUUUGUAAUAUGGAGCCAUGUAAUUUUUUCUAAUAUAAAAGUGAACACCUAUAUUCCUAAGACUAGAUCCUCAAUCUCUUUUUGCAUCACACUUAGUGGCUUUUUGCCACAAUUGGGCCCUGAAAACCUCAUGAAAGGAAAAAUUUGUUCCCCUUUAAUAUUUUAGCUUACAUUUAUUGAGCAUUUACUUGUGCCGAACAGAUCAAUUCUUUAAAUGGAUUAUCUUGUUUAAAUCUCAAUAACCCCAGAUUAAGUAGGUAAUGUUGAUCCCUAAUUGAAGAUAAGGGACUAGAGACACAUAGUGGCUAAGUUCUUGCUAAGUAAUAGGUAGGCAACCAGGAGGUAGUGGCACUGAAAUCCAAACCCAGGCUGUCCGGCUCUUGAUAACCACCACCCUUCACUGCAGCCCCCCUGCUUGCCAUCCUUUCUUACUGUGGCUCUUCUUGUGAACAGGCGAUAACUGAUAAAAAUUGAGAAAUCAACCACUGAAAGGGAUAAACCUAGUGAUGAAUGCAUCAAAGGCGACACAAAAUAAAAGCGUAGAUGCUUUUUAAGCAUCAUCAGUCAUCUGAUUUAUAGAAUCUGAGGUGGUGAAAACUAGGGAUUAUUUGUAACUCCUAAAAUUCAUUGUUCUUGAAUGAUAUCAAACUAUUGAGUUUGGCUAACAUCUGCUUUCUGAUUAUACGUUCUACAUCUUACUUCUUGCAGUGUUCUUUUAUAUAAGCAUUACAAGAAGUUCAUUCCAAUCCCAUUCAUACUUUUAGAUAUUUUAAAUUUUUUCUUUAGAGAGAGAGAGAAUGUGCGUGUGUGUGUGUGUGUGUGUGUGUGUAAAAGACUAGGGGUCCUCUUUUUUUUUUUCAUAUGUACAGUUUUAUCCAGAAAUCUCUUUACACAUUAUGUUGAAGUGAAAAAAGAUAAUGUUCGGAGAUUCUGUAUUGGGCUUGGAUGUGUGUGUGUUUAAAGCAUUUGAUGAAGUUUAAAUGUUUUUAUACAGAGAUUUUUGUUCAUUAAAAUCAACCGGCAAUAUGGUCUGAUUUCUUUCAGUUUGAAACAAAUUGAAAACUUUGAAACCAGAAAAUCAAGUCAAAUGACCUGGGCAACUUGACACAUAGGCCAAAAUACUUUUUUAGGGAAUGAUUACCAGAUGUCCCAGCUGUGGGGGGAUAUUUCUAGUUGUGUUAUGUUUUUAGGACUGGUUCUCUGCUUCAGGGAAGUCAGUUCUCUUCUUAGCAGGCUGCUACUGGGUUGGGUUUUUUUUCUUCUUAUUCUAUCUGAAUGCUAGGCUGAGAGGAUUUGACUAGAUCACUGUUAAGGUCCCUUCUAAAUUUGAAACUGGCUCUUGUUUACUGCAAAUGAUACACACAGUGCUAUUAAUAUAUUUACUAUAAAUUAUACUUACUAAGUUUUACUUGGAGUUGGGUUUUUUUAAGAGUAAUCUUCAAAUUGAUAGAGAUGUAUUUAUAUGACUUUGUAAUUACAGAUCCUUAAGUUAUCCAGAAAUUCUCUUAGACUUUCUUUAAUUCUAAAAAGAAUACUUAUAGUGCCAAAGCUGUAUAAUUUAUAAAAAUUGGUAUUGUGUUAGAAUAUUUUGAUUAUUCAACUUUCUUUAAAAAACUGAAUCUUCCUCUCAAGUAAAUGUAAAUUUAAAUUAUCUUUUUCAUUAUGAAAGUAAUACCUAAAGUGAUAGAUUCAAACAAUAAAGAAGGGUAUAACUUUUUCUACUGACCUCCUACUUCUAUUGCAAAAAAUUUAUCCCACUCUCGGGCUCAUGUUACACUAAUGAUCUGCAAGUUUUCUUUUGAAAUUUUGAAUGUCCUCCUAUAUUAGAAUGUAUAGUUAUACAUCAUUCUCUUUUUUAAAAUAACCAUUCCUCAUGGAUGCAAUUUAGGUUAAGUCAUUUUGAACAUGCAUCCUUGUAAGUUUUUUGCUUGUAUCUGUAAAAUAUAUUCCUAGAAGUAAAAUUUGCUAAUUUCAUCUUUUUUAGAAUGUGACAGUUGAUAUUUAAAAUAAAAUACAAAAUACAUGAUUUAAU